This is a messenger RNA of Papaver somniferum (opium poppy), 1006 nucleotides long. Its product is annotated as transcription factor MYB113-like. NCBI's taxonomy places the organism in Eukaryota, Viridiplantae, Streptophyta, Magnoliopsida, Ranunculales, Papaveraceae. The record is from RefSeq and is a predicted model, not a curated record. The coding region runs from base 20 to 829 and encodes 269 amino acids. The transcript has 3 exons.
AGUUAGGCAGCACUAAUUAAUGCAUCACCCAAGCAUGGAGAAUACUUCUUCAAUUCCGUCAUCCUUGAAAGGUUUGAGGAAAGGACCUUGGGCUGAAGACGAAGAUCUACUUUUAAGGAAAUGUAUAGAAAAGCAUGGUGCAGGAAAAUGGGGUCAAGUUCCUCUUAGAGCAGGCCUAAAUCGAUGUCGGAAAAGCUGUAGACUGAGGUGGUUGAACCAUCUGCAACCAGAUCUCAAAAGAGGAGAGUUUGAAGCAGAUGAAGUGGAUCUUAUUGCCCGCAUGCAUAAGCUUCUUGGAAACAGGUGGUCCUUAAUUGCUGGUAGAGUUCCCGGAAGAACAGCAAACGAUAUCAAGAAUUUCUUCAACACUCACUUGAAGAAAAAAUGUUUCUCUAAACACGGUCAGAAGAACAAACAAAAGAAACGUAGACGUCCUUCUCGUCGGAAUAUCGAUGAUAAUCAUAUGACGGUGAUGACAAAAGUUUUGAGACCUCAACCUCGAAGCUUCUCCGAGACAUCUCAGUGGAUAAUAAACAAAGAAUCAGCACCAAUAGCAGCAGGGAUGAUUAACAAUCUUAAAGCCACAACAAAUAGUAAUGAUCAUGAAGAUCAUGAGUUGGCAAAGAAUUCUUUGUUGUCGGUCGUUAAUCAUCUUGAUGGGUUCUCAUCAAAAAAUGUUAACAGUAGUGAUGCUUACUACUGUAACUUUCAUAAUGAUCGGAGGUUGAAAGAAGUUGACGAUUACUUGAACAAUGAUGGCUGGUAUCUGGAUGAUGAUCUAUGGAGAAUGUUAGGGGAAAAUCAAGAUGGACAGUACUUAACCAUCUAAUCGAUCACAUUCCCAUAGGCCUUGCCGAGAAAAUAAUUAAGAAGUGGUCCGUACACUUUUGUUUGUUCUUUGUUUAGUUAUCCCAAAAAGUAGGAGUUGUUUGUUUGUUUCUAAUUCAAGUGUUUCUGGAUUUGUCUAAAUACAUGUGGAUAAAUAUUAAUGCGAAUCAGUUCUGUA